AUGUCGUCACAUUUGGUUGUAAAAUGGCAACCAAAUAUGUAUAUUUUGAUACUUUCUAUUGCUGCAGGUAUAUCUUAUGCCACUAAACCAAAACGGGGUGAAUUAUCGGUAGAAAUUGGACGACAUUUUCCAUGUUCUUCUAAUACAGGUCCAACUAAAGAAAACCUACGAAUAAAAUUUCCAAGCUAUAAAUCAGAUGGUGUGAAAUUUACAGCUGAAAAAAAUUCCUUUGGUCAUGAGUGCUUUCGAAUGAGUGGCGGUGAAGUUGAGGUAUAUCCACCAGGUCUUAAUGGUUCUGCUAAAUAUUACAUACAUUUGGAGACAAAAAUUGGCAUUCAUGGUAAAGCAGAACGAUGCAUUAAUGCAGAUCCUUACGGUUGUGGUGGUGUAGGCUCAUGUGUUUACUGUGAUAUAUGCAAAAGUAUGGGUGGUGCAUUUAAAAAUUUUGUACAAAUCCUUGAAAAAGAUCAAGCGGCAAAGUGUGAUGAAGAUGGUAUAGCGCCUGGUAAAUAUAAAAAUUUGUCAUUGCGUGUAUGCUUGCCAACCAAAGAUGAAUUACUUCCAUUCUUAGAUCAGAAUAAAAGCCGUGCGGAACAACUUUGGAACUUGUUUGUAACAAGCCGUGCACGUGCUGGAAGAAUUCCAUUAGUUAUAACAGCUCGAUUAUUCGACCAUCCAAUUAAUAAUCUAUCAAAAAAGGAACUCAUCGAAUUGGUUCGUGAUACUAAAACGGGUAUGAUCGCUUGUCAUCAAAUUUAUGCGACAGCAUCGCAAAGAUAA
This is a messenger RNA of Brugia malayi, 780 nucleotides long. RefSeq lists its product as uncharacterized. NCBI's taxonomy places the organism in Eukaryota, Metazoa, Nematoda, Chromadorea, Rhabditida, Onchocercidae. The record is from RefSeq and is a predicted model, not a curated record. Bases 1 to 780 code for a protein of 259 amino acids. The transcript has 6 exons.